Messenger RNA from Halichondria panicea, 859 nucleotides. RefSeq lists its product as uncharacterized. NCBI's taxonomy places the organism in Eukaryota, Metazoa, Porifera, Demospongiae, Suberitida, Halichondriidae. The record is from RefSeq and is a predicted model, not a curated record. The transcript has 4 exons. The coding region runs from base 1 to 612 and encodes 203 amino acids.
AUGAGCCAGUUUCAAAAGUUAGUAAAAGAGUCAAGCUCCCAAUUUGAUUUUGAGCAGAGAGUGAGCAUCUCUCGUGACUACCAGGGUUCUCGGAGGAAGAAGAGAAGUAAGAAGGUGUCAAAGAAGUCAAAACGCCCAGGUCGCCAAGAUGAUGAGGAGAUCGUCAAUGAUAUCAGGGGCUUCCCCUAUGCACAUCUCCCACCCCAACCCCCUCGCUCACUACCCCCCACAGCCGAGGAGGAGCAGCUGAUGGAUAUGGAGGAACCAGGCUAUCAGCUCAUACCCAAAGAGGAACCGGGACCUGUCAUUUAUCAGAGUAUUGACGACCCAGACCUGAAGCAGACCCACCCGGUCACCCCUCCCUCAGUACCUGCCCCUCGAUCCGACACUGCCCCCCACACAGAGACAGCUGGCUCUACAAUCAGCGGCCCCCUGUCAACCACCGGCCCACUCUCGGCCACCUCGCAGGAGGAGUCUGAGCCAGACCCCAACGCCACUUACGCCUCGGUUGACAUUCACAAGAAAAGAGCAUCUCGUCGGCAAAAGGAGAAAGAAAAGAAAGAGAAAGAGAUAGUAAAAGAGGAGCCACCGCAAGAGGACUCGUGGGUGUAGCUCAUUCUGUGUGUCUAAUUCAAACUCAACAGUAACUAUUAUUUUUAGGAUGCAAUGUCACCCCCUUUUUGUGCACCUUCUGACCAGCUUACAUUCAACCACCUUCUAAUAAUUAUAGUCCUAUAAUUAUGUAUGACAUGUAUUUCAUCAAUGCUGCGAAUGCAGACUAGAUCACCAUGGCUAUAGAUGUAACUUGUACACAUGCAGUUUUUAUCAAACAUUCUAUAUGAAAUUAUUGUGUAAUCGG